UAUUAUCCGUUACAUUCCCACUGUGUCAGGUUACAUUCGAAAUUCUAGUUUUUCUGUGAUUUUCUCAAAAUAUAUUCCAUUUCGACCGAUGAAAUAUUCUCUGUCAUUUUCAAAACAUUCAAAUAUUAAUUCUCAACGGAUACCGCGUUGCUUAACCUAAAUUUUUCCCCAUUGUAUAGCUUUUUUUUGAAAGAUCAGAAAAAGAAGUGAAAACCGAUUGGAUGACAACAAUAAAUCAUGCCAGGAAAAAUCAAAGUGAAGAUACUGGCAGGUAGGAACCUGCCGGUGAUGGACCGUUCUGGAGACACGACCGAUGCUUACGUAGAAAUAAAAUUUGGCAACACAACGUACAAAACAGACGUUUGUCGGAAGUCCUUGAAUCCGCAGUGGAAUUCCGAGUGGUACAGAUUUGAAGUGGAUGAUGCUGAACUUCAGGACGAACCUCUACAAGUUAGAUUAAUGGAUCACGAUACUUAUUCAGCAAACGACGCUAUCGGCAAAGUCUAUGUAAAUUUGAAUCCCUUGCUAUUGCCUGGAUCUCCGCUAGCUGUCAAAAACAUCUGGACCCUUGAAGCUACCAUGAACUCGAGUGGUGGGACCCAAGCUGGUGCAGUGAUGACUGGGUGGAUUCCCGUGUUCGAUACAAUGCAUGGUAUUCGUGGCGAAGUAAACAUAAUUGUUAAAGUCGAGUUAUUCUCCGACUGUAAUAAGUUUCGACAAUCCUCUUGCGGCGUCCAAUUUUUUUAUUCUCCGAACGUACCGCACGGAUAUCACGCACAAGUGAUCCACGGAUUCGUUGAAGAGCUCGUAGUGAAUGACGAUCCGGAGUACAAGUGGAUCGACAAAAUUCGAACUCCUCGAGCAUCGAACGAGGCACGACAGACUUUGUUUUUAAAGAUGAGCGGUGAAGUUCAAAGGAAAAUUGGCUUGAAAGCUUUGGAUCUCGGUGGAAACGCCGUCAUUGGUUACGUGCAAAAUUUCGAUUUGGAAGGAGAAUCAGGAAUCGUGGCACGUGGAAUUGGAACGGCCGUCACGCUCGUAAAGAUCCAGGACAUUUCGUCGACUCUUCCACUCGAACCUUCGAAUAUCGAGGAUCUAACGUGUUUUGGUUUGCAAACGAAAAAUCUCGGUGAUUUUUCCGAGAGUGACGACAGUUUGCCAUUGCUUGCAAAUUCGCCGAGUCACAGCCCCGUGCCCUGUUCCCCCAUUAACAUACGGCCGACGACGAUUAAUCCGAGAUUUCCAAAGUAUGAAAAAUCGCCGAAGCACCAGCGACGAGUGACGAUGCGAGUCGCCGAAUACAGAGCGGCAGCGAUGCGGGCGCGACAGUUUUCGCUGCAGAGCAGCAGCGCUCCGAGCAGUGGACCGAUAAGAAAGGGGAUAGGAUCGAGUUUGUCCCUCACGGAUGAUCUCAUAAGCGAAUCAUCGUUGAAAAACAUGUUGGCGUUGGAGGACAUGCGAGGUGAACCAGCGGGCAAUCCGUUUUCACGUGGUUUGAAGAACUUUCGUUAUUUGCAUCAAAACAUCCUGCCGAAACGAGUGGCCCAAAUAAAAUCGAGGUUCGCUGAUUCCUUCGACGACGAGAGCGACCCGGACAGCAGUUAUUCGAGCACGUGGUCGUUGGCUGGCUCCGAAUCUAACAGAUCGUCGAUCGCUGACUUGAGACAAUCGAUAAGACGGAAAAAGUUCACCCACAAAAAAGGCAGCGGGAACGACGGCAUCGCCGCUCUCCUCAUCCGCUCGGUACACGCGGGAUUUCCGCUCGACAGCGUCAAGGAAGAUCGGGAAACUCCGGCUCCCUCCCCCGUGAAUUUUCUCGUCGAUUCAACCGAGUACAGCGAUGAUCAAGCGCCCCCGACCAACGACAAUGAAGCAGCAAAUUCGAACGCCGAAACGAGCAAACCUUCGGACGCUCGUGCGAACCUCGAAGACAAAAAUAUCCUUACAAAAACAAAGCUCGGCCCGAAAUACGCCAGCGACAGAUCCAUACCGAUGAUCUCUUCCUCCGAAUCCGACACCUCGACUUCCGACGACGACGAUCCCUCCGAAUCGAGUACCAAUUACAAUAUUCUCGAUGAAACUUAUUCUCUCAUCGAUCCAAACUCUCCGGACGAGCGACCAUUCCCCCGGAGAUUUCAAAGCGCUUCGAAAGCUUCGAAACCUUACGGCAGCUCCGAUCAAUCCACUCAGCCUCCCUCAUCCCCUAUAAAAAUCAUCAAGCACUCCUUCGAGAGCAACAACGUCGCUGAAAUCGUUCCAGUUAGGGAAGAAGAUUCUUCUCAGUCCCAGAAAGAUCGUAGCUUGGAAUCCAGCACCGAUUACAAUAUUCUCGACGACAUUUCCUUGCCACCGGAAACUAAAUUUUUAGAAGAUUCCAAGCUCGAGGUACCGCCGAAUUCCGAGGUUACCGAUUUCGCCAGCAACACAAAUAUCGAUCGAUUCGACUUCUCAACAACUCUGCAAGUCACUGAGAUCGUUGAACCCCAUUCGGAAAUCGCAGACACUAAAUUCUCUAUUUUCUCACCAGAUUCUCAUUCGGAGAGCAGCCAAGAUUAUCAUUUUCCUGAUGACACGCAAUCUCUCAUAAACCCCAGUUUGCCCGACGAAGAUGAACCGUUUGCGGAAGUUCCACUCACCUCGUGGUUCCUCGCUUCACCGUACAGCGAAAAAAAUCGCCAGAAUCUGGAAUCUGAUACAGUUACCGAUGUAAAUCGAUUUUUUCAGGUUGAUUCACCGCUCCCGGAAAAACGGAUUUCCGUAUGCGAGCAGAUCUCAAGCCAGAACGACCUUCGUGACGUCAUUGAUAAGCCGGGAUCGAUGUCGUCGCCGAAUACCAAAGAAAUCGUGCGAUUCAUCGGAGAAAUCGAAAAAACGGAAAGAUCGGAUGGAAACGAGAGUGGCACAACUUUCGGAAAAGAUGAAAAAUUGGAUUCCAGUACGGAUUACAAUGUUCUCGAUGACAGUUGCUCCUUGAACGCACCGAGUUCAUUCGACGAGGAAAGCUUGGAUUCCUUUAUUCGUAAGUCUUUUGAAAAUACAAAUUUCAUUGAAACUGCCACGGCCGGGGAGGAAAUUUCGGCAUUGUGUGCACACCGAAUCGAGAUGGAGCCCGAAGUCUCGAAAACACUUGAGAAACCACCGACCGAUAAUGAUUUUUCGUUUGAUUCUCAAGCGGAGCGAAAUUUGAAUUCAAGCACCGAUUACAAUGUUCUAGAAGACACGGUCGAUGCGGAGGAAUCCCCGAAAAUGAUAGCGAACUUAAUUUUACCAUUGGCACUGAAAGAAAUCGAAAAAAGGCCGGAUAAAACUGAAGAAGACGAAGUUACGAGGAAAGAUCAUUUCGUAGCUCCCUUCUCGACGAAUUCUUCAACGGCCUCGAGCAACGCUGAUAAAAAUCUUAAACUUUCGUCACCGAAAUCUUCGAUCGACUCCGCUCCCCAAUCUCCAUCCAGUGGCAGACUGCCACAUUUGAAAUUCCUGCCGAAACAGAAGCAUUUCGACAGCGUGGACGAUCCGGAUUUUGUGACGAGUACACCGGUCGAAGCGGAUGCGACUCCGCCGGAUUUUUCGCCCGUAGAAAAAUCCCCGGAGUCACCGGACUCGAGGAUAUGGGAUUUUUCUAUUUUCCCGUCGAUCCCGAGGCCGGAAUUGUGCGCCAUCAAGGGCGAGGCAUCGAGCAGCGAAGCAAGGUCACCUGUGGAUCUGACGAACUCGAAAAAGCUCGAAGAAAUGUGCGAAAAGCAAAUUUGCCCUCUGGGCGUAGCUUUCGAUAAAAUAACGAUGUUGGGCGAUUCGAAAAUCAGCAGUGAACCGGAAAAUUCCAAAGAAUACAAAGCCACGAGCGACGUGCAAAGUUCUGGAGCCGGAGAAACCGAAAAAUUGCAAGAAACUGAUUAUUCCCGGAGCCAAGAGAGUGCUGGAGCGAAGAACCCGAGGAAAACGCAGAAAAAGGUUGAACGAACGGACACUGUGAUUUACAAGGGUCCGGCCAAAGAUCGUGAGAAACCAUUCGUUCGUUCAGGGACUCGAGAAUCAGUGAAAUCGGUCAAAAGUAAAAAAUCUGCAUCGAGCCCGAUACCGAUAGUCGUGGCACCGCCUCCCGAGGAAAAAACCAGUCGAUUGCAGGUCCCGGUGAUCCAAACGACGAACAUAAACGUGCAGAGUUGUCGUUCACCGGAAGAGCUGAAGGAGUGUCAACAGUUCGGUGCGAACGUAGCGCUCAAGAAAAUCCAUGCCGAGGAGUUGACGUUGAGUGAAAAAUUCACGAGAAAAUAUCGCCAGCAUUGCAUGCUCGAUUUGAUUAAAACGAUAGACACGAAAAUGAUGAUCCACCACAUGCACCACGAGCGACAUGAUUCGACGCGAAGUAAACAGCGCAAGAGGCGAGAGAGAAUGAACGCGAGCGCGACGCCGUCCCCGGACUCGAUUCAUCGCACGAGAACCCACAGGAGACGUUCGCGAUCGCGAUCCCCUGACAGGCCUCACGUUCACGGCCGCGGACACGUCUCGACUCUGACGACACACUCGUUUCCUAUGAAGAAUUCUUCCACUUCGAAUCUCGCCCAAGAUCCCGUGUCUUCGGAGUCCUCUUGCUGCGAAAACGUACCAAAAACCAAUGUCGCAGCUCCAACCAGCUCCUCGAAAGAUCAAAACCCAACGGAGAGAGAAAACAAUCCAAGAAAAAACGACGAGCGAUCGUCCAACAAUGUCCAUCCAAUUUCCUCGGAAUUGACUCUUAAUAUUUCUCCCCCCGACGUAUCAAUUACGAUAAAUAACGAGUUGAAUAACGAGCCGGAAAUAACGAUUGAUUCCCAAUUAAAAACGAGCUCGAAUUUGCUUGCUCCCAAAGACUCGGAACACCCCGUUUUCAAGAGCCACAGCGCUGGUAGCUUAGAAUAUUUUUCCUCGCGUCCAUCCACCCUUAUUACUAAAAAUACUAACACUCCUAAUAUCACUGACGAUUUGUGUGUGCCUUGCUCGCAACUCACCCAUAGACAGCAGGACGAACAACCCUCAUCACCGCUUCCAACGUCAUCGGGUGGUUUGCCAUCGUCAUUGGGCUCAAAGGUCACUCCUAACGCAUCGUCCGCUAAGAACAGCACUGCUGUACCCAAUAUGCACAGGAGAUCUAGCGACUCCGAUCUCAGUAUUACGCCCAAAGGAUUUUAUAGAUUCGGUCAUAAACGAAACUCAUUGGCCGGUAGCGACAGAUCGAUGGGUGGGCAAAUGAGGCCCUCGACCGCUAUCGUAAGAACGAUGAAUCAGGAUACGAUGGAAAUGCUCGAAUAUCCGUUCAUCACCAUGCAACAGUAUCCACCUGGUUUUAUUCUGAACAUCGGUGGCCUUGUGAGCGCGCGAUCCGUCAAGUUAUUAGAAAGGAUAACAAAUUUAGAAGAACCUGAAGGACGCGACGCUUGGUGGACGGAAAUACGGAUGGAAGUCAGAUCGCACGCUCGUGCUCUUGCCUGUAACGUCGUUCUUGGUUACAAGGAGGAAAUUAGCAUAUGUGACGACGUAUGCGUGCUCAACGCCUCGGGAACCGCAGCUGUGAUAAAUUUGCUCAACGCGAGUCAGGACCAGGAUAAUGCGCUUCUAAGUCGAACGACAAUGACGACGUCAGUGGAAAGUGAACGGGAGAAGACGCAGCCAAAAUCGAAUGUAGGAAAAAUGGAAAAGAGCUGCGAAGAGACCGUUUCACCAGGACAACAGCAGACUCAAGCCAGUGGAAAAUUGAAGAGAACAUCGGAGAGCAACGAUCACGAAAUUCCUUAUUUACCGACACUGAGUGCUUGCAGUUUAUGUCAUUUGCCUUAUAGCGAAGCGAGCGUUCCGUUUCGCGUCGAUGUGUCGAAAUGCGCAAUAUGCAAACGUGCCAAAGUCCCCGACGUGCUUUUCACGACGAUUGAACUUCCGGAGAAUGUACCGAUGACCGGCAGAGGCGUUUUCGUUCAAGCCACCGUUUGCAAAUGCAAGAGAGAUCUGCGAGGCGAACUCAAUGCCAAAGAAAUAUCCGAUUGCCUCCCCUUUCUCGAGUACGAACUCCACAGUCUUCUGCUCAACAAGCUCAAAGUCAAGGGCAUGAACGCUAUUUUUGGCCUCAAAGUCCAAGUCUCUGUCGGCGAACGCCUCGUCAUUGGCAUGGCCGCUGGUACCGCUGUUUAUCUCACCGCGUUGCCCACUCCAACUAUACCCAAAAUCGCGUCCGGCAACUCCUGGCACAACGAAGAACAGUUGGCUGAAAUACAGAAAAAUCUCAUUGAAACUGUUAAGAAAAAUCGGGAAUUUUAUCGUCUCAAACCGAUCGUUGAAAUUGAGAACGGACGUUCCAUUGCGACCUCGGACACUGACGAGUCCGAUGAGGAUUUGCCUGAUUUGGAUCUCGGUAUCGGCACCAAAGACGCUUGCGUUCUCGAGGUCGACGAUGUCGAGGACAUGGAUCGAAUAAAUCUUCUUAUGGACGAAAGACCUCCCGACGAUUUUCACGUUGUUAAUACUCAGAUUAUACCAGGCUUGGAGGAUCUCGAAAUUGUACGAAAUUUGCAAAUGUUCACACAAAUAUCGAGAGCCAAAAUACCAGCCGGACAGUUUGCCUCUAUGCCUUCAAAAUAUUUUGCCCGAAUGCUUCAGACGGUUUUGUUCAAACUUCGGCGAAUGGUGCCAUGCGCCCUGUGCGACAUGCAAUUCAAAGUUGCGCUACCUGAGCAGGACGAAAUUCAGUUGUCGGUCGUCGGUAUGGCUCUGGGUCUCGGUGAGCCAACCAGAUUCAGUAAAUACAAGAGAAAAAUAAUACCGAAUUCUACGAGUAAAGAUCCGGUGAAAAAAUCUGACGAGGCUGAUUUAAUAUUCAGUCUCGACGAGGAUCAAGUUGACGUUCCAACAGCAGCACAGGAAACCAUGACAAAUCAAUCGAACCCGAACGCUACGAAUUCGUCACCUCUCACAGGACUUUCGACUCAAAAGCACAGGCCACGUUCGCCAUUCCGUACAAAAUCUCAUUUUCAACACAGACACAAACAUGUACCCCUCAAAGAACGCUACGGAGUCGAUAUAACGCCCCUGUCGUAUUUACCCGGUGGGAAAAUCGAGCGAUACUUAGGCAAUCUCAAUUUCUUUUUCAUUCGUGAAAGCACGUCAAUAAGAGAGAACGGUGGUCUCAGUGGCUUUACUCAUAGUUUCGUGACCGAAGUUUUAGCGAUCAUUCGUGCCCACAUAACCGCGCUCGGCGGAAAUGCGAUGGUGGCAUUUUUCAUGACUCAGUGCGUUCUUCUCCACAGUCCGCACAAAAAUCAGGGCCAAUGUCUCAUCAACGUCGGCGGGGAUGUCGUGACAGUGUCAUACUACGGCGACGAGAAGUAUCAGCUCAAUCAGAAUUGCUGACAGCAACCACCGUACUCGGCGCCACCUUAAUAAACUUUCUCGUAUUGGCAAACGCAGCGACAGCAUGCUGGGGAGACAACGUUUACGUAAACUUCCUGCUUUCGAAACAUCCAUUCGGUGGCGACGAGUGUGGCUUUAGAUCAUCGUGAGAGAAAAAGAAGAAAAAACAAUUGAACAUUUUUCCCUAAUUCGAAUUCAAUCGAGCUCUAUUUAUUUCGCUGAUCGAAUGAAAACCGCGCGAAAUAAUCAACGUUUCGGUACAAACGUGAAAACUUUUCGAGUCGAUUGCCACCUACAAUUAGUAAACCUCGAAGUUUUCGGUCCGUAUGAAUAAUAAACUGUAAAAACAAAGCGUUUACACCUCGUACAAGUAGCGAUAAGUUUCCGGUUGUUAUACCUUGUGUUCACGUCUCGAAGCCUUGCCCGAAUUUGCCUGGGCCCCGGUAGUCAUUAGCUAUAAGCGUAUACACGACGUUAGCCUGUACGAUUAGUCUUAAUAACGCGUUUUCGAAGCAGAAUCAAUAAUUUCAGUGAUAAUAUUAUACAUAAAUUAAUAUACAAAUGUUAUUAAAGCGUUGAAUUUGAAGGGAGGAGUUUCGUCUUCUGCUCCUCGAGAGAUACGUUUUGUCAGACAAUAGUUUAACUCGCGCAGUUUAUCGAAUUCGCCCGUCGCUCGUUUCGAGAGACUUGAAAACUCCGUUACCGGCUCCUUCGAUCAUUCGAGUUUCAAUGGAUAGCGCGACGGUUAUGGAGCCGGCGAAAAUACGAAUUUUCGAAAGAUUCUAUAAUGAAAUUCCACAGUCGUCUUGGCUCGGUCACAAAGUCGAAAAACACAAUUUUUUCUUACUGCUGAAUGCAAGCUUUCGAUUCUCUCAUAAACGAAGCCUCGAAGUCUCUGCGAUCGCGAUGCUUAACACUUGUUUUUUGAGAACUUUUAACCAGGACACGGAAGCGAGUUGUACAUAAUGUGUUUAGAGCUUGAUCGAGGCAUCCUGCGCCAGUGAUACAACGAAGGAAAAUUGUUUCGUGGAGAGUUAUCGCAGCCAAUAAUUCCAGCCCAAUGAUGUACCCUUUUUGCAGAUUUAUUUUUCUUCUUUGUUAAUAUUGUUAGUGUUAUUUGUCUUAAAUCAAAUGUAGAUAAACGAGUGAAUCACGAGCCCGAAAGAGCGCGAAAUUUCCGUAUGUUCUUGCCACAUCGAACGGUGUCAAAUGUUUGUCCAAUUUUUUUUCUUCCCUCGCUCUCUCCAUCCGAUCAUUGAUUGUGUCCACUCAAUGGUGCUGUACCACACCGAUUACUGCGAAUCUCUGUACAUAAUUCGUUUUAACGAAAACAAAAAUAAACUUUAUUUCAGCA
Molecule: messenger RNA, 8731 nt
Organism: Venturia canescens
Lineage: Eukaryota; Metazoa; Arthropoda; Insecta; Hymenoptera; Ichneumonidae
Exons: 15
Coding region: 238-7377 (2379 amino acids)
Biological process (GO): positive regulation of protein targeting to membrane; intracellular protein transmembrane transport; protein localization to plasma membrane
Cellular component (GO): plasma membrane
Molecular function (GO): calcium ion binding; calcium-dependent phospholipid binding
Source: RefSeq, a predicted model, not a curated record